AUGGCUACAGCACCCGCGGUACCAAAGUUUAUUGCACUCGGGUGUGGCUGCAGUUUGACGGCUUUCGUGAUUGGAGUACUUCGAAUUCACUUAGAGAGAGUCGGUCGACACAAGUACUCCAGAAUUGCCUACAUCGCACUUCUGAGCUCUGGAUCCCUUUCCCUCCUAACGGGACUUGUGAUCUGGGGAGAUGUGGCGACUCACGCAACCCGAGAGUUGAUCGAUCAAUGGAGAGUCGGUCUUUUAAGGAAAUACUUUAGCAAUAUGAAUAAAAAUUUCUACGCAAAUCACACAGCAUUGGUUCACGUUAUAGCAAAGCGAAUCGCAUCAGCUCGAGACCAACUCACUGAUGAUUACCUUCUCACUACGUUCAAGAAUAACUAUCUCUCAUGGCCUUUUGGUGUUGCGGUGACUGCAGAAGUGUUCCUCUUUAUGGCAACUGUGUUGUACCUAACUCGUAAAGAUUUUAAGGUUGUGGAGCCCUCUCAAUUCCCCGUCUAA
Rodentolepis nana is the source of this 501-nucleotide messenger RNA. NCBI's taxonomy places the organism in Eukaryota, Metazoa, Platyhelminthes, Cestoda, Cyclophyllidea, Hymenolepididae. The record is from the annotation of a GenBank genome assembly.